GUUGUCAGAUUUGAAAUAUCACAAGUAUUUCAAGUAAGUAAGUUGUUUAUGUCCACUCGAGUACUCAGACGUACUCAUAGUUCAGUGUCAUUGCCAUGCGCUUUUAGUAUUGUGUAGAUUCCAAGGUAUCCCAUGAGCAGGAGUAUUUCUGUUCGAAAACUCAAUCUUUAUCUCUAGUGUGCCUGUGUUCAGUCUUUGUGCAGCAGUAUUUUUCGAAUUGGUGGCACUUGUAGUAUGGGAAAUCAAUUGGCAGGUGGAAACUAUGAGUAUGAGCAUCAGCUUGGUGUAUUGAUAUCCCUGUAUUCAGCAUAAUUAUCUCCUGUAGUUUCUUGAGUGUGACUUGCGUUCGUGGUGUUGCUACUGGAAGAAUUUUUCCUCCCUGGGCACUCGAAACUACUAAAGUCUUGUUCAGCUGUGGGAUUGUGAUGGUGAUGGGAAGGAUGGUGAUGUGAUAUUGUACAAUAAUUAAUCUAACUUCCACGGAUAUAGCGUCUACAUAUCCACCGACCAGCAGUAUGAAGCGGCCUGAAAAUGGUGAAUCUGAAGAUGAGGUUGAUGUCGACUACACCGAUGAACAAGUCACGGCGGUAAAGAGAGUAGAGAACGCUAAGGACUAUUACACUAUCCUUGGUGUUCCGAAGAAUGUCACUGCGGACGAUCUGAAACGAACGUACAGGAGGCUAGCCUUGGUUUUGCAUCCGGACAAGAACCAUGCUCCCGGUGCUGCUGAAGCAUUCAAACAGGUGGUGAAGGCGUUCGGGACACUCAGCGAUCCAGAGAAACGAGCCAAGUAUGAUAAGUACGGAGAAGAUGAAAACGGUGCACAUGCUAAUGCCAAUAAAAAUAGCGAGAUGGCUUGGGCAUACUUUGAGCGAUGCUACGGCGGUAACGUUAGCCCAGAAGAAGUAUUCAAUAUAUUCUUUGGAGGCCGUUCUCGCUCUAAGGAUCCUUUCGAGCCGUCCGAAAGUGCCAAGUUCUAUUACCGGACGGCCGGUGACUCCAGCGUAUUCACCGAUAUUCAGCGCGUACUGCCGCUAGUUGCUCUGCUUUGCCUCUUCUUUCUAUCCAGCCUCCUGUCAGACUGGUAUCAUCAGACCACAUGGAGUGCAUCGUCCAGCUCACUAUAUUCUGUGCCGCGUCGAACCCAGAGCACGCUCUACGACAUCGAGUACUUCGUCGCCAGCUCGUUUGAACUGGACUACCCAACUGUCGCAGACAUCCUGCGAUUGGAAAAAGAAGUGGAGGAAAAGGUCGUCUCCGAUCUCAAACAUUUCUGCUCUCUGGAGAAAAGUACAAGAGACCAGAGAGUUGCGGCUGCACAGCGUGCCUACUUUCCUGAUCCGUAUCAAAUUCACCAGCUGAAAAACCAGCAGCUAAAGAAUUGUGAAAAAUACAAGCAGCUGAAGAAGAAUGUCAUACGAUCGGAUCCAGUGUUGGGACAGAAAACUGAGAACACUGCGCACGGAGAUACGCCUACGAAGUCAGUAGAUGAUAAUGGUAACGUGGAUGAGCUGAUUGACAAUGGGCAUGAUAAUGAUCAAUAUAGAACAUUGAAUGCUGACCCAUUGCUUGAAGAUGAGGAAGAAGAGGAGAGGGAAACCGAAGCUCCGUUUUAAUCUCCGGCCGUCCUAUGUUUGCUUUUCUCCCUCACCUGCAACCGACGACAGGUGCACCUUUUCUGGUGUUGAUAUUUUACUGUUGGGUUUUUCCUUAGCUCAACAUUCUGACUAUCCUCAGCACCCUAGACCAAUCAAGUGCAAUAAACAUUAUGUUGUCUUCUGUCUUAGUCUUUUACUUCGCUCCUUUGAUGAAUUUUCUACCGUUCUAAAUCUGAGACUCAAUUUUAGCCUUUCAGCAUUCCAUCUUUUUUCUCUUGGAGUGUUGCAGUACUUUACACAGCGAUGGUUGGAGUCAUGUUUGACCAAUGGUCUGUUCUCACAGUCAUAGACCAUUGUGUGUGUGUGUGUGUGUGUGUGUGUGUGUGUUUGUGUGUGUGUGUGUGUGUUUGUGUGUGUGUGUGUGUGCGCGCGCAUGUAUGCACGUGUUUGAGCUCAUGUGCUGUCAUCAUUAUCAAUAUUAGUUUCCUGCAGCUGGUUCUGCUUGCCACACGUUUGACUUCCAUCCAGUUUUCCCCAGUGCUUUGUUAUAUCUAGGUCUCUGACUGAUCUUGAGCGUGUUUAUGUGCUGCCUUGAUGAAGCUUCAUAUUUUAUUUUGUCCAUUAGCAGUGUGAACUUCUU
Sycon ciliatum is the source of this 2238-nucleotide messenger RNA. Its product is annotated as dnaJ homolog subfamily B member 12-like. The record is from RefSeq and is a predicted model, not a curated record. Lineage: Eukaryota; Metazoa; Porifera; Calcarea; Leucosolenida; Sycettidae. Gene Ontology annotation, molecular function: Hsp70 protein binding. The coding region runs from base 516 to 1616 and encodes 366 amino acids. Gene Ontology annotation, cellular component: endoplasmic reticulum membrane. The transcript has a single exon. Gene Ontology annotation, biological process: cellular response to misfolded protein.